UGUGUCGGGCUAUGUCGGGAUGUAUCGGGCAUCCUUCGCUGUAGAAAUGAUCCCAAUGCUACCUCAGCAUGUCCGGUGCCGGUGAGAAAACGUAUGUUUUCACUUAAAAUUGUUUAUGAUACCCUAGAAGCAAAAUGUAGCUGUUGUUUUCAGGUUUUAGGCUACCAAGUUUAAUCAUGGAGCCAGUACGGAAAGAGACAAAGCAUAAUCCUUCGGCCACAGCUAAUCUUCUGUCCAAGAUUUUUUUCUGCUGGCUUAAUCCACUAUUUAAAAUUGGUUACAAGCGGAGGUUAGAGGAACAUGACAUGUACAAAGUGCUCCCAGAAGAUGGGUCUGAACGACUAGGGGAAGACCUACAGCGGCACUGGGACCAAGAGGUGCAGAGGGCAGCCAAAGAGCUGCGCAAACCUAAGCUAACCAAAGCCCUUAUCAGAUGCUAUUGGAAGUCUUACGCUUGCAUAGGAAUAUACACUCUUGUUGAGGAGAUCAUCAAAGUAGGCCAGCCAGUCCUUCUUGGAAAGCUGAUCCAGUACUUUGAGAGCUAUGACCCUAACAAUAUGGCCGCCCUUCAUGAGGCCUAUGCUUAUGCCGCUGGCAUCUCCAUAUCAACCCUCGGUCUGGCCGCCCUCCACCAUCUCUACUUCUACCACGUUCAGAGAGCAGGAAUGAAGAUCCGGGUGGCCAUGUGUCAUGUGAUUUAUCGGAAGGCCCUCUGUCUGAACAGUACAGCCCUGGGCAAAACAACCACGGGGCAAAUUGUGAACCUCUUAUCCAACGACGUCAACAAGUUUGACGAGGUCACCAUCUUUCUACACUAUUUGUGGGUUGGUCCCCUGCAAGCAGCAGCUGUGAUAGGUUUGCUGUGGUUUGAGAUAGGCCCAUCAUGCCUUGCAGGAAUGGCAUUGCUGGUCAUCCUGAUGCCUGUCCAGACUCUCUUUGGGCGUUUGUUCUCAUCUCUAAGGGCACAAACUGCAUCUUUAACUGACAACCGAAUACGCACAAUGAACGAAGUGGUCUCAGGAAUUCGUAUCAUCAAGAUGUAUGCAUGGGAGAAACCUUUUUCAGCUCUGGUAGAUGAAAUCAGAAGGAAGGAGAUCUCGAAGAUCAUGAGGAGCUCCUACCUGCGAGGCCUCAACAUGGCCUCCUUCUUCGUGGCCAGCAAGAUCAUCGUCUUCAUCACCUUCUGCGUGUACGUGCUGACUGGGAACAGGAUCUCGGCCAGCCGUGUGUUUGUGGCCGUGUCCCUGUACGGCGCCGUCAGACUCACCGUCACGCUGUUCUUCCCCUCGGCCAUCGAGAGGCUGUCUGAGACGCUGGUCAGCGUCCGCAGAAUCAAGAACUUCUUACUGUUGGAGGAAGUGUCGACACUACAUUUGGGCGCCCCUGUGGGAGAGAAGAGGGACUGCAUGGUGGAGAUCCAGAACAUAGUCUGCUACUGGGAAAAGGUGUCAGAUGCCCCGACGCUGCAGAACGUGUCCUUCACAGUGAGGUCGGAGCAGCUCCUGGCUGUCAUCGGACCAGUAGGCGCCGGGAAGUCCUCUCUGCUCAGCACCAUCCUGGGAGAGCUCUCUCUGGACACGGGUGUGGUCAAGGUCAGGGGCGAGCUGACCUAUGCCUGCCAGCAGCCUUGGAUCUUCCCUGGCACCAUCAGGAGCAACAUCCUGUUUGGGAAGGAGCUCCACCCCCAGAAGUACGAGAGAGUCCUCCGAGCCUGCGCCCUCAAGAGGGACAUGGAGCUUCUGCCGGGAGGGGACCUGGCGGUGAUCGGUGACCGGGGGGCCACCCUGAGUGGAGGGCAGAAGGCCCGGGUCAACCUGGCCAGGGCAGUGUACCAGGAUGCGGAUAUCUACCUGCUGGAUGACCCUCUCAGUGCUGUGGAUGCUGAGGUGGGGAAGCACCUGUUUGAGCAGUGCAUCUGCGGCCUGUUGAAGAACAAACCUCGCAUCCUCGUCACUCACCAGCUGCAGUACCUGAAGGCUGCGGACGAGAUCCUCGUCCUAAAGGAGGGCCACAUGGUGGCGAGGGGGACCUACUCUGAGCUGCAGGGCUCCGGCGUGGACUUCACCUCCCUGCUGAAGGAGGACGAGGACGAGGAGCAGGACAGGGCCACCCCCGGGGCCCUCUCCCGCUCCCCUCACACGCUCUCCCAGAGCUCCAUGCUCUCCCACACCUCCUCUGUGCAGUCCAUGAUGGAGGGAGCAGACCACCUCCCCCUGCCGGCGCAGCACAUGACUGAGGAGAGCCGCUCGGAGGGCACCAUCGGCCUGCGUCUCUACCUCAAGUACUUCAGAGCCGGGGCCAACUUCCUGGUGCUGCUUGCUCUCCUUCUCCUCAACCUGCUUGCUCAUAUCAGCUAUAUACUACAGGACUGGUGGCUGGCCUAUUGGGCCUCUGAACAGCAGCACCUCAAUGUGACAGAACCCAUCACCAACAGCAGCGCCCCUCAGCAUCUGGACCUUGACCUGUACUUGGGUGUUUACGCAGGUUUGACCGCGGCCACCAUCCUGUUUGGCUUCCUGCGCAGCCUGGUUUACUUCAACGUCCUGGUGAUGUCGGCGCAGACUCUGCACAACCGCAUGUUCAACGCCAUCCUGCGCACGCCUGUACGCUUCUUCGACGUUCAUCCGAUUGGAAGAAUCCUCAACAGGUUCUCCAAGGACAUCGGCCAGCUGGACUCCCUGCUGCCCUGGACGUUUGUGGACUUUACCCAGGUGUUCCUUCAGAUCCUCGGGGUGAUCGCAGUGGCGGCCACCGCCAUCCCCUGGAUCCUCGUCCCCGUCGCCCCUCUGCUCGUCGCCUUCCUGUUCCUCCGCCGCUACUUCCUGCGGACCUCGCGAGACAUCAAGCGCCUGGAGUCCACCACUCGGAGUCCUGUCUUCUCCCACCUGUCCUCCUCCCUCCAAGGUCUUUGGACCAUCCGUGCCUUCAAAGCCCAACAGAGACUACAGCAAACCUUCGACCAACACCAGGACCUCCACUCUGAGGCGUGGUUCCUGUUCCUGACUACCUCACGGUGGUUUGCUGUGCGUCUGGAUGGGAUCUGCUCCAUCUUUGUGGCCCUCACUGCCUUCGGAUGCCUGUUCCUCAGGGAUGAUAUGGAGGCCGGGGGGGUCGGCCUGGCGCUCUCCUACGCUGUGACCCUCAUCGGGAUGUUCCAGUGGGGGGUCCGACAGAGUGCCGAGGUGGAGAACAUGAUGACGUCAGUGGAGCGAGUGGUGGAGUACUCCGAGCUGGAGAGGGAAGCGACCUGGGAGAGCGAAAAACGCCCUCCAGCUGACUGGCCUAAAAAUGGCGUCAUCAUUUUCGACCAGGUCAACUUCUCCUACAGCCUGGACGGCCCCGUGGUCCUGAAGAACAUGUCAGCCAUCUUCCGAUCCAGAGAGAAGGUUGGCAUCGUGGGGCGUACGGGCGCGGGGAAGAGCUCCCUCAUCUCUGCCCUGUUCCGCCUGGCAGAGCCUGAGGGCCGGAUCUCCAUCGAUGGCGUUUUGACCUCGGAGUUGGGCCUUCACACCCUGCGCCAGAAGAUGUCCAUCAUCCCACAGGACCCAGUUCUCUUCACGGGCACCAUGAGGAAGAAUCUGGACCCUUUCAGCCAGCACACAGACGAAGACCUGUGGAAUGCACUCCAAGAGGUGCAGCUGAGGCCUGCCGUGGAGGAGCUGCCCGGCCGGCUGGAGACGGUGCUUGCCGAGUCCGGAUCAAACUUCAGCGUGGGUCAGAGGCAGCUGGUGUGCCUGGCCAGGGCCAUCCUCAGGAGGAACCGCAUCCUCGUCAUCGACGAGGCCACCGCCAACGUGGACCCCAGAACCGACGGCUUGAUCCAGCAGACCAUCAGGGAGAAGUUCAGGGAGUGUACAGUUCUCACCAUCGCCCACCGGCUCAACACCAUCAUCGACUGUGAUAGGAUACUGGUUCUGGACGCAGGGAGGAUCCAGGAGUACGAGGAACCGUACGUCCUGCUGCAGAACCAGGACGGGGCUUUCUAUCAGAUGGUCCAGCAGACGGGGCGGGCCGAGGCCGCCUCUCUGUUCCACGCAGCCAAACAGGUUUACAUGAGCAAAGGUCGUCCCAAUGAGGCCAACGGGCUGAGUGCCGUGAGCACCAAGGAGGGAAGCAGUGUCGUCUUUGAGACAGCUCUGUGACAGCCUGGAGACCUACCUGACCCUGCUCUGUGACAGCCUGGAGACCUACCUGACCCUGCACUGUGACAGCCUGGAGACCUACCUGACCCUGCUCUGUGACAGCCUGGAGACCUAC
Molecule: messenger RNA, 4257 nt
Organism: Osmerus eperlanus (European smelt)
Lineage: Eukaryota; Metazoa; Chordata; Actinopteri; Osmeriformes; Osmeridae
Product: ATP-binding cassette sub-family C member 4-like
Exons: 31
Coding region: 177-4142 (1321 amino acids)
Biological process (GO): transmembrane transport
Cellular component (GO): plasma membrane
Molecular function (GO): ATP hydrolysis activity; ATP binding; ABC-type transporter activity
Source: RefSeq, a predicted model, not a curated record